AUGAGCGAAGACACUUUCGGAUUCAACAUCAAUAUGGAAGAAGAUAUUACUGGGCCGGGCACCGUAAAUUCUAUGGUUGGUCUGGAUGGUUCACCGCAAAAUAUCACGCCUCAGGGUGUGGGACACGGCGUGGAGCCCUCCACAAUAUCACCAGAACAGCAUUCCGAUGGCUCGCUCAGCAUCUGGCCCAGCGCUUUCAAAAUGGCGUCCCAGACAAUCAAGAACACGCGCAACAACCGGAGAAAGUGGAUAUGGCUUGCUCCGUGGUCAACGUGGUCGUUCACCAUGCGCCUCAUGCUUAUCCUGGGCGAAAAGUUGAAGCCCUCAGCACCACCGAUCCCCAAGCAGAUGCUUGUUGAUGAUAUCUACGACAUACCACUUAAGUCAUUCUCACCUAGUCACUUCCCAGAUACACGAUACUUGCCUUCCCUGGAUCAUGCACUCUAUCUCUUCAACACGGUCAAGUUUCAUCUCGGUCAGACUUACCGUUUCUUUGACGACGCCGAGUUUGAAAGCCAAAUACGCGAGUUCUACUCUGGACAUGUUGCGCAAAAGGCAGCCGAGUCCAGGCUUUGGUUUGCGAAGUUUCUUCUUGUUCUGGCAUUCGGGACUGCCUUCCACGCUCGUCCGGGACACGCAGAAAGCAAAGACCCGCCGGGAGGCAAGUUCUUCAUGCAAGCCAUGUCCAUCCUUCCGGAUAAUCUACAGCUUUGGAGAGAUAGUCUGAUGGCAACUGAGGUCCUGGCCAUGAUUGGUCUGUAUCUCUUUUCCAUUGAUGAAAGGGAAUCAGCGCAUGUUUAUCUUGGGCAGGCGAUACACAUCGCUGAAAUGGAAGGUUUGCACACUCAACUGCCGGAAGACGAGAUUGGUGUUGAUACAGUCGCGUGGUGUCGGGAUCUCUGGUGGACGCUCUACAUCAUGGAUCGUCAUUUCUCUGCUUCAGUGGGACUUCCCAUGUCUGUUCAUGAUAGUGAAAUCACAACAACAAUUCAUCCCCCCGACCUCUGUUCCCCCACGGAUAGUAUUCGGAGUUUGCAAGUUAAGCUCUCUCACUUACUGUCUAUGAUUCUCCGAACUGUGUACAAACCAACACAAACCUCACUGGCAACGUACAUUGAACAAACGAGGGCUACUCUGCAUACUCUUGCCCAGUACGCUCAAGAACUUGAGAAUAUUCUCAGCAUCAAAUUUCAAACGUCUGUGGACACGAUGCCGAAAGGCAUGAGGCAUAUCACACUAUUGUAUCACCAGUGUGUCAUCGUUGCUACGAGACCUCUCCUUCUCUCAAUUCUCAAAGAAAGACUAGAUAUGCUGGGUCGAGACGUAGAUGUGAACUGGGAAAGCGUCUUGAGUCACACCUCUGGCAUCAUCUCUUCAGGUAUCAAGUCUGCCACGAAAACUCUGCAAAUACUGUCUAGUGAAUACAGCCUUCUCGAGGUAUUUCUGCCGUACGAUCUCGAGUUCACCUAUGGCGCGGCCUUACACCUCGCUAUGGCGAACGCCAUUUUCCCGGAUGUCGUGGACGAUCCCACGAGCAGCCAGACAGCGCAUGGCGUCCUUUCCGAAAUGGUCCUGCGUGGAAACCGAGUUGCAGGAGUAAGACAGGCGGAACUUGCGCACGUAGAGCUGCUCUUCAGACAAAUCAGUGAGCAAAUACCGCAGCAUGGCCAGCAAGUACUUCGGCUUCCAAGUGCGGACGCCAAUGCCGCAGCCAUAAUUACAGGGGCGGUGGACCUUUUCCCCCUCAUGCCGCCAUCGGAAUCUGGCAACGCCGACUUCCUGGACCUUCUCGACAGUGUUGGAAUUUCAUCGGAAGAGUUCUUCUCGAUCACCGAGGAGUACAGCUGGAACCCUCUCGCUCUCGCCUUCUUGAGUACCAGCUACCUUUUCUUCUACUGGAUGUGGGACAGUGCCAACGGCCAGAAAAACGCGUUUCGCCACCAGGAGAAGGGGCAACUCGUCAAACUCAAAACCUUUCCUCAAGUCCCCUGGCAGGCUGUCGAGAACCCCAAGGUGAUUGAGACUGAUGUCGGCGACCGCAUUAUGGUGGAUGGCUGGUUCGCAAUCAUCCGGAAGCCGAAUUACGUUCCCGACAUGUUCUUUUCUUUCUCCUGGGGCCUCAUUACCGGAUUUAAGAGCCCGUUCCCUUGGUUUUACUUCAUCUUCUUCAUGGUGAUGAUCAUCCACCGAACCAGGCGCGAUGUCGGAAGGUGCCGAAGGAAGUAUGGGAAGGCCUGGAAGGAAUACGAAAGACAGGUUCCGUAUCUUUUCAUUCCCGUAAGUACAAGACAGAAUCCCAAGCUUCAUUCCGGCAUUGGCCUGACCACUUUACAGUACGUCAUCUAG
This is a messenger RNA of Colletotrichum karsti, 2346 nucleotides long. RefSeq lists its product as uncharacterized. Gene Ontology annotation, cellular component: nucleus; membrane. The coding region runs from base 1 to 2346 and encodes 781 amino acids. Gene Ontology annotation, molecular function: sequence-specific DNA binding; zinc ion binding; oxidoreductase activity, acting on the CH-CH group of donors, NAD or NADP as acceptor. The transcript is spliced from 8 exons. Lineage: Eukaryota; Fungi; Ascomycota; Sordariomycetes; Glomerellales; Glomerellaceae. The record is from RefSeq and is a predicted model, not a curated record. Gene Ontology annotation, biological process: DNA-templated transcription; positive regulation of transcription by RNA polymerase II; sterol biosynthetic process.